This is a messenger RNA of Spodoptera exigua (beet armyworm), 3216 nucleotides long. The record is from the annotation of a GenBank genome assembly. Lineage: Eukaryota; Metazoa; Arthropoda; Insecta; Lepidoptera; Noctuidae.
GUGGCAACACUGAAAAAAAGAUGGCGUAAUUUGUUAUCCCCACCCCGAACAAAAAGUGACAGCGCAUUGCGCAAAGCCAGGAGUUUAUAGUGUGCAUGUUACACGGUUAAACAUGUUAAAAAGUUUUUCGGAAAUUUUAGUUUUAUGUUAUAUUCAGUGCCCCGAUUGUUCAACAAGAACUGAUAUAUUGAACUUUUCUCCAUCUUGAUUAAGUGACAUACUUAGUUUAAAUAAAUACGUAGUGAAUAUAAUUAUUUAAAAUAGAGUCUAUUGUAAGUAAUCGUUCGAAAAAAACAUCAUCCACAAUGCCUAAAGGAAAGAAAAAAGGAAAAUACGACCACAAAAGAACAGAACAGGCUUACUCUUCAGACGAAGACGCCGGAAUAGACAUGACCAUCGACAAUAUGUCAGAGACCUCCGCUCAGUCGGACCUUAAGAGCAUCCAUGAUGAUCCAGGCAACCCAAAGGGAAGGAAGGUCAGAGAAAACAGGAUCAUAUGGAAAAAGACACAAAAUAACGAAAUUCUACCAGAGGAACUACAAUGGUCAGAAACACAACGAGACUUUAAAUUUGAAGCGCCGCGGCCAUUUUUGAAGAAAAUUGUGAAGGAACCUGAAGCGCGUUUAAAGGAACUUAUGGAGCAGCACAUUAGAUAUUACAGACCUCCUCCACCUCCACCUGAACCGGAGCCCGUGAUAGAUCACAAAGCUUUGAGAGAAAGCGAAAUCCAAGAGAAAUUCGAAGAGAAGGUGCUUGAGCUGAUUGAGUCGCUGAACGCUCGUGCUAACGCAGCUCGUGCGAGCGCGUUCGUGUCGCUUCGUGCAGCGCUGCAGCGGCGUGCGUUGGACGGCUUGUUGUCGUCCCACCGCGCCACACUGGCCGACCACGUGUCCCGCGCUCUGCGCCGAGGAAAGGAUGGAGAGAAAAAGGCUGCAGCUGCUAUUGCACCAUUGCUUGCUUUGCAGAUUGGAGAGGAUGGUACGGAAGAGUUCGUCCGCGAAGUCCGGCCCGCUCUCAUUGCCGCCUGUACAGACAAAACAGCUUCACUUGACACACGUACUGAGUGUUGUUCAUCUUUGGCCGUGUUAUGCUAUUUGAUGGAGGACGACCUCUCUGAGAUCUUGGAGGUUAUGCGCAUGUACGAGACCAUCUUCAGUGGAAGCUACCUCAAGGGUGACGGCAGCGUGAAGGUGUCUGGCGCGGCGGUGGAUGCGGGCGCGUGUCACGCGGCGGCGCUGGACGGCUGGGCGCUGCUGCUGCCGCUGCUGGCGCCCGGACAUGCGCUCGCCCUGCUCACCAACCAGGCGCCCUCCUUCGCCAGGCUCGGGGACCUGCUCGAGGCUGUCUCGCUCGAGGUCCGUAUGGCAGCAGGUACAGCGCUAGCCAUCGCGUACGAGACGGUGACCGACGAUGACGGAAGCGCGGAGUCCCUCACCGACCUGGUCGACGGCUUGCUCCCGCGACUCAGCGAACUGGCGCGCGACUCGCACAAGUUCCGCGCUAAGCGGGACCGCAAACUGCAGCGAGCCACUUUCCGAGACAUUCUCAAGUAUUUCGAGGAGGGCGAGGUGCCGAGUAUGUCGGUCCGCGUGGGCGUGGAGACGGCGUCGUGGUCGUCGUGGAGCGGCGCGGCGAGCUACGGCGCGCUGGCGGCCGCGCUGGGCGGCGCGCUGCAGGCGCUGGCGCCGCGACACCUGCGUCUGCGCGCCGCGCUCGGACUCGACGACGUGCCGCCGCAACCCUUGCCGCCCACACACAAGCAGACCAAGCUCGAGCGGGUACAUACUUCCUUAUUUACAUGUCUAUGGAUUCAAAAUUACCUCCACGACUGGCGCGGUGACUGGGCAACUGGCUGCCACGCAACGUGUCGCGAGUUCCAUUCUAGCAAGAAAUAACUCUUUGUGUAUAUCCACAAAUUAUUGUUCCGGGUCUAGGUGUGAUGUGUAUGAGAAAUUGUAUAUUUGUAAAUGCACCCACAAUACACGAAAAAAUCCUAAUAUGGGGUAAUGUUCAAAAAAAUGAUAUCUCUUAACAAUUCUUGCAUGUAAUCAUGUAGAAAAUAAAUAAAAGACCUUAAUGUAACCAGUUUAUGAUUUUCAUACUCACAAUAAUUUUAAUUUCACAGCACCUACAAAACAACGCGGCGUGCAAGGCGCGUACACUGGCACGUAAGAAGAACAGAGACAAGCGUUCCGCGGCGCUCGCCAUGUGAGCAUCCCGCAGUCCCGCAGCCUGCCCGCAUCCCGCAGCCCGCAGCCCGCGCGGUUCAUCACUCAAACAUCUUUCGGUUUAGUUAGAGCUUAGUUUAACGCUAGCAAUCGUCAAUUGGACGCCUUACUUCGUAGUAGCACCCCCGGCGGCAGUAGAACCAGCCUCUUCAAUACGUAGACUGUGUGGCCGCCGGACCAUGUGUGAGGUUCGUGUUAGGUUAAAAUAGGCUAGUUGUUAACCAAAGAAAUUCGUAUUAUUUUGAAAAAUACAAGUUGGAACCGUCUAUUUCGAGGCAUCUCGUUGAUUUUAAUUAUAUUUCUCUCUCAUUACUCAGCACUGUCUCGUUCGGUCGUCCCUUAGUGUUGAUGUAUUUUAAAAUUGAUAUUAUUGCGAUCGAUGUUUUCAUAUCAUUUUGUAUAAUAGAACAUUUAAUUCUUACUCCAUGCCUUGGUGGUCUGGUGGUACUCCAUUCCGAACUGAUACUGCCGGCACGUAGAACUUAAAUGUUGCUAUUUUUUAGUUAAAUAUUUUACUUUAAUUAUACUUAUGUUAUAUUAUUGAUAAUUUUGUUUUUAAAUUGACCGUUUGUGUGUUAAUAUAGAUUACAAUAUAAUUUAUUAGGUUAGUAUGUCACUGCAUUGAUUGUUUUACUGUCAAUGAACAUAUGUAUUGGUAAAAUCAAGUUGUGGAGUAAGGGCGAUUAUAUUAAAGGUUUAUAAAAGGAAUAUUUUCUAUGACUUGUGCUGUUCACAUGAACAUCAUGUAUAUGUAUAUGUGAGUCGUAUGUGUAUCCGCGAGAGGAUGAAUGCAUCACAGUGCAAUUCAUACGUUUAUAUAUAAAGCUUCUCUGUAAAUAUUAUUUUAAUUAGGAUUCGGUUUUGGUCCCCACGACUUGUAAGAUAUAGGAUAAACGGAAUGUUGAAAUAAUAUUUAUUAUGAGAACCAAGUUUUUGUUUUAUUAAAACCUUCUAUACCUCAAGCACACAAACUCACCCCGCCUUUGGC